AUGGAGCAGGCACAAGAUGUCCAUCUCGAAGAAGUCUUCUGGCGAUCGCCGCAACAUGUGCAAAUGAUGGGGGGAUUCCUCCAUUCAAAUAACAUUCUCUUCUACUUUGCUGAAUCGCCCUUCUUCGAUGCAACCUCCAACAACGCCUCACUAGCCAUCCAAGCAAACUACAAUGAAGCCUUUCGUCACUUCCUCGAAACGCGCGAUGUGUUUGAAGGCAGACUCAAGACAAUGCAGGGGCUAGAAUUCAUGGUCGCAUAUGAUCCAUUACAAGCUGCAGCUCAGUCAGACACACAAUUUGCCCAUGAGCCGUCGAACAUAUGGAUUAUUCGCAAACAAAUGCGACAGAAGCGGCCGGGAAUGGAGGAUGAUGUUGUGGUGCUUUCGACGUUUUAUAUUGUUGGUGAUUCGGUUUACAUGGCGCCUGCCGUGUCCAGCGUUAUUGGGAAUCGAAUACUUUCUGCCGUCACAUCGCUCACCAAACUCAUGAAUGUCGCCUCCCCUCUCCCGAUCUUCACACCUUCAUACGGACAUACAUACAUGCCGCCAGGCCCCAAAGCAGCAGAUGCUCCACACGCAGCUGCAUCUCAACAGACUCAACAAAGCAAAGAGUCAACGCCUAUGCCUGAUUCUCAGGCUACCGUCAAGGCUUCCUUAUCCACCGCCAACGUCAAAGAUACCUCGUACCAGGAUACGCGAAACCUGAUGGAAGCAAUGAACCUUCUUUCGAGGUAUGGAGACGAGUACAUGGACGAAACUCCCCUGACUGGCGAGCCAGGCUCUUUUAUUUUGUCAAAGGCCACAGAGACUGCAGGUACUUCGCGGCGGUCUGGGGGUUCCAAGGCUAUGCAUGCGCCUGCUGUUCCGAGGAGGCUCGGCACUCCAGCAGUCACUGACAUGGCGACUCCUUCGAGAGGUGGAGAGUAG
This is a messenger RNA of Talaromyces amestolkiae, 927 nucleotides long. RefSeq lists its product as uncharacterized. Gene Ontology annotation, cellular component: core mediator complex; mediator complex. The coding region runs from base 1 to 927 and encodes 308 amino acids. Gene Ontology annotation, biological process: regulation of transcription by RNA polymerase II. Lineage: Eukaryota; Fungi; Ascomycota; Eurotiomycetes; Eurotiales; Trichocomaceae. The record is from RefSeq and is a predicted model, not a curated record. The transcript has 3 exons. Gene Ontology annotation, molecular function: transcription coactivator activity.